Messenger RNA from Folsomia candida, 1414 nucleotides. Its product is annotated as mannan endo-1,4-beta-mannosidase. Lineage: Eukaryota; Metazoa; Arthropoda; Collembola; Entomobryomorpha; Isotomidae. The transcript has 11 exons. Bases 37 to 1257 code for a protein of 406 amino acids. The record is from RefSeq and is a predicted model, not a curated record.
UGUACGAUCACCAAUGAACCAUGCAUAUUUGACAAUAUGACAAGUUUUCAAACUCGACUUUUGUUUUCGAUCACUGGCUACAUUAUCGCCACUCCUAAAAGAGACUUCAUACAGAUCAAAAUGACACAUUUCUUCGCAAAAGUAAUAAUUUUUACCCUAUUUUUGGGGGCUUUGAGCAAUGCAGAAUUCCUGAGCGUCUCUGGAAAAGAUUUUUACUACGGCCAAUCCAAAGUCUUUCUCUCGGGCACCAAUAUCGCGUGGAACAGCUACGGCUAUGACUUUGGCAAUGACAAUUAUGCAAACUCAGGACCCAUUUUGGAACAGUGGAUUCGUGAAAUUGCUCUGGCUGGGGGAAAUAUUUUAAGAAUUUGGCUCCAUAUUGAAGGUGAUGAUACGCCGCUGUUUGAUUCGCAGGGAAAUGUCACUGGCACAGACCGACUGGGAAACUUGAUUCGAGACCUGGAAACAUUUCUGGACGUUUCAGCCCAGAAUAAUGUGUUUGUGAUUCCUGUGCUCUGGAAUGGAGCACUCAUGAGAAAUACGAAUUUUGUCAACUUGGUUUUAAGUGAUGAAAAAUUACAAACCUACAUUGAUAAUGCACUUCGGCCAAUGGUACGUCAAUUGGCGUCCAAACCUGCGCUGGCUGCAUGGGAAGUGAUGAAUGAACCAGAGGGCUCAGCCCUGAUCGAAAGCAACGCCAACAGAUGCUACGACACGACCAUCAUUGGUCGCUGGGGGGCAGGUUGGACUGGAGCCAAUAUCCCGAUGGAGAGAUUCCUCAGAUUCAUCAAUCGACAAAAUGCUGCCAUCCGGCAAGAAGAUCCAAAAGUUCUAAUCACAUUGGGUUCCUGGUCAGAACAUUCGCAAACUGAUGCAUUCAGCGAUAGUGUGAACCACUACACUGACUCGUGCCUUAUCGGAGCUGGAGGUGAACAAGAAGGCACGAUUGACUUUUACCAAAUGCACACAUAUAGUUGGGAAGGACGAUGGAGUGACACGUCUCCAUUCAAAAUUCCAGCUACAGCGUACCAGUUAACGAAACCGAUAGUUAUUGGGGAAUUUUCUUCAGUUUGUGGAGAGAAUGAAGGUGUUGACACGUUGUGGUACAACGCUUACAAUUCUGCCUACCAAGGGAUUUGGUCGUGGCAGUACAAUGCUGGUGGUCACUGCAGUGAUACGAAGGCUGACCAAAAUCGUGGAAUGACUCACAUUCGCAACUUUGCCCACAAUGGCCAAAUCCCAGUCAACAUUCAAUAAAAAUUAAUAUAUAUCCCGGCCAGGUAUAAUUCGUAUUAAUUAAUGAAUGCUUGAAGCCAUUGACUUAAAAUACUAAAAAAACAAUCUUCAGAGUAUUUCCAACUAUGCAAUUAGCUCAAAUAAAAAGUAGUGCAAAAUUCUAUAUUCAUUGAAAUAA